Messenger RNA from Cotesia glomerata, 6338 nucleotides. RefSeq lists its product as uncharacterized. Bases 12 to 6068 code for a protein of 2018 amino acids. The transcript is spliced from 6 exons. NCBI's taxonomy places the organism in Eukaryota, Metazoa, Arthropoda, Insecta, Hymenoptera, Braconidae. Gene Ontology annotation, biological process: telomere maintenance; DNA repair; regulation of DNA-templated transcription. The record is from RefSeq and is a predicted model, not a curated record. Gene Ontology annotation, molecular function: DNA helicase activity; DNA-binding transcription factor activity, RNA polymerase II-specific; DNA binding.
AGUAUUUUACGAUGCAGGGAUUCAGAGUCCCAGUAUCGGCGUUUGGUCAGAGUGAGAAAGCAGGCUCGCAGGCGUCGUCAUCAAGCGACUGCAGCUCUCUAGUAGUGGGCAACUUGGCUACUGAAGAGUAUACUGUUACAAGAAAUAAGUUGUCUGAUAAGACAACAACAAAGACAAGAAAAUCAAAGUCUGUUAAAAGCGUUGCGGGAUUCUCAAUCGAGGAAUCAGAAAAGAGAAAAGAGAAAAGAAGGCUCUAUAUGAAAAAUUAUAGAGCCAAGCAAUCAAAGGGGGCUAGAGAAGCUCGUUUGCGACAAAUGCGUCAGCAUGCAGCCGAAGUCAGAGCCUCAGAAUCUGAUCAAACUAGAGAAGCUCGUUUGCAGCAAGUGCGUCAGCACACAACUAAAACUCGGGCCUCAGAAUCUAAACAAGCCAAAGAGACUCGUUUGCAGCAAAUGCGUCAACAUGCAGCCAAAGUCAGAGCCUCAGAAUCUAAACAAGCCAAAGAGACUCGUUUGCAGCGAAUGCGUCAACAUGCAGCCAAAGUCAGAGCCUCAGAAUCUGAUCAAACUAGAGAAGCUCGUUUGCAGCAAGUGCGUCAGCACACAACUGAAACUCGAGCCUCAGAAUCUAAACAAGCCAAAGCGACUCGUUUGCAGCAAAUGCGUCAACAUGCAGCCGAAGUCAGAGCCUCAGAAUCUGACCAAACUAGAGAUGCUCGUUUGCAGCAAAUGCAGCACCGAAAUGCUGAGUCAAGGAGAUUAAGUAGAGCAAGUCUGACGGGCUUUAAGCAAUCUAUUAAUACAUUUUGUGAUAAGACUUAUGAAAUUUGCACUAAACGGUGCUAUCAACAUCAAAUUUCUAAGUGGACUGUAGAUACCAAAGUGGCUCGAUACCUGCCUGACGAACUAAAACAAAAGAAUUGCUUGACAGUUUGUAAUCGUUGUAAGGUCCAUUUGACUUCAAAGAAAAAUUUUGCACCAUCUAAAGCUUAUUGGAAUAAUCUGGACCCAGGCUCUAUUCCAGAAGUGAUUGCUGAGUUAUCACAAGCCGAGCAGAGGCUUAUUUCACGCAUUAUACCAUUUGUUAAAAUUAUAAAACUUAGUGGUGUAUUUGGUCAAUAUAGUUUUCGAGGUCAAGCAGUACUGUUCGCUCAGGAUGUUUUCGAAGUUACUGAAACUCUUCCAAAGAUGUUACCAAGAUCUACAAGUGAUGCUGGAAUAGUUGUCAUUACUGAGCAUCUUGAAAAUAUUAACAUAACACGACAGUUUUCAGUAUCAAGAAAUAAAGUAUAUGAUGCCCUCAAUUGGUUAAUCGCAAAUAAUCCACUUUAUAAAGACGUCACUAUUGAUCAUAACGUUGUGAUGAAUGACGAUGAUAUCGUUAGAGCAGAAGAAACACCGCCAGAAGUUGCUGUGGAGACUAGAGAAGAACCUCCUGAGGGGGCUAGUGCUUACAUAAGCAUCAACGAGUCUGCGAGAAUUGUACGCGCUUCAUGGCAUCAAGAAAACGAUACCAUAUUCACAUCAGGAUAUGCAGGUGUACAAUGCUGUGCAAUGGCAUUGUCAAACAUCUUAAGGGCUAGUGUUCUUAUACCACAAUGCUGGUCGACAAACACCCUUAAUCUGAACAUGUUAACAGGUGAUCGAAUCUACAGUGAAGUAAGAUCUCGAACGGAGUUACGUUUAUCUGCAUAUCCUAUUGAAGCUGAUGGCUACUUACUUGUGCGAAAUUUCAGUGUGAUCAAAGACGAUUUGAUGGUAUUUGACAAAAAAUUUCAGAUUACUUUCUUGGAUGAACCAAACAUAUAUGGAAGCUUGUGUGAUAAGUAUAAUAGCGCAGACUUUGGCCGCACCCUUCAUCAAGGUCUGGAAUACCUGUUUGAGGGACAUAGUGCUGGCAUACUGAUAACAGGUGGGCAAUCGUUCGGAGUGAUGCACUCCGAUGGUAAAUAUUACUUCACCAACUCACACGCUUGUGGCCCAAAGGGAUCUAGAGCGAAUGACAAUAUGGGAAAAGCUUGCAUCAUCGAAUGCGACAAUUUAAAAGAGUUGGUAAGGAUCUGUAAACGUGCAACAGAUAGCAGAAAUGUCCAAUACACUCUUGAUUAUAUUGACGUUGAGGUCUUUGAUAUAGAUGAUGGUCCUGAGGAAUCAGAAACACAACAGAGUAUUGCGAAGUUACCGUCAGCAUCUGAAACGAUCACUUGCCAACCGGAUAUAACUGAUCUAACAAUUCCUCUGCAGACAUCAGUAAUGGCAUCGAUCGAUGUAAUGCAACCCAAUGUAGAAGAUGAACUACACGUUUCACAAAAUCUCAACGAGAUCACCCGUAAAACAAAAGACAAUAUCGUCAAUGUGGGACAUGAACUAAAAGCAGAAGAAUUUGCUUGGUUUUUCUUGUUUCCUUAUGGAAAGAAUGGUUUCAAAGAGCAAAGGCCCGUAAAUAUUACUGCGUUAGAUUACUUUCAAUUUAGAAUUUUGGGAAGUGAUACAAGAUUUCAACGCAACGAUUAUCUAUUGUAUGCUUUAUCCUUCUUUGAAUUUUAUCGUAUCACAAGCACUAUAUCAGCAUGUGCUAAGAAAAUUGUUAACAAAGAAGGAGCAGUCGAAGAUGUCCAUCUGUAUGUGAAAAAUGUAAGAGGUUCUGCAGCUUAUUGGAGGUCAGCUUUAAAAGAACUCUUAGCUCAAAUUAGAUGUCUAGGAGCUCCAACAUAUUUUGUAACAUUUAGCUCAAAUGAUCUUAAUUGGUUAGAUCAACGAAAAGCUUUGUUGAUAGCUGAUGGUAGACCUGAUGUUGAUCCUAAUACGCUUGAUAUUUAUGAGACUCAAAGACUUAUCGAAAAGUACCCAGUAAUUUUGAGUCGACAUUUCAUGAUUAGAAAUCGGGGCAGUCCUCACCUUCAUAUGGUGAUCUGGAUUGAAAAUCAUCCAGAGUUUGAUUCAGAAGAAGGGAAACUUCUUCUCGAUCGUAACUGUUUCUGUAGAAUGCCUACAGAAGAAGAAGAUCUAGAGCUCCAUGAUCUAGUUCUGAAAUGUCAAAUUCAUCGGCAUACACAUACUUGUACAAAAAAUAAUACUUCCGUAAGAUGCCGAUUUAACUUUCCACGUCAAGUAUGUAACGAAACACGGAUUGUGUCUCAUUCAUCUGAGGAUUUUCUUCGUAACGGAGGAAGAAUUUGUUUACUUAAGCGUCGAAAGGAAGAUGCGUGGGUAAAUAACUACCAUCCAGAUUUAUUAAGAUUGUGGACCGGCAAUAUGGAUAUUCAGCCGUGUGGGUCAAAUGAAGCGAUAGCGUACUACAUAGCAAAGUACCUAUCGAAAGCAGAACCUGAAGGUGUAGAUUCUGGAAUUGCGCAAGCAAUACAGCAAAUUCGACGUGAAGAGACAGAUAUUUCCCGUAAACUGUUCAAGAUAUGUAUGAAGAUUCUUCAUGAACGACAAGUAUCGGCUGCAGAAUGUGCGUAUCGGCUUUGUCAUAUUCCAUUACGAGACAGCUCGCGAAGCUGCAUUUUUCUCAACACGAGAAAGCCAGAACAGCGUUACAGGGUGUUGCAAUUCGACAAAAGCGGACAUGCAACUGGCUAUUAUAGCAAUAUCUUUGAAAGAUAUGAAAAACGUCCGCUACAACAUCCUGACUAUGAUUUUCCGAACAUGAGCCUUACAGAAUUUGCAAUGUUGUUUGAACCAUUCUAUCCGAAAAAGAAUGUUCCCGCAGUUGUGAGGGUACCAUACUUUAUAGCGGCAUCAGAUCCAGAAAACUUUUUCUACAGUUUACUUAUUCAAUACAUGCCUUACCGUUCGGAAACUGAACUACUGGAAGGUUUUAAUAAUUCCAAAGAGGCCUUCUUAAACCGAGAGGAUCGUUUGAAGGAAAUGAGUAGUCAUAUGCGCCAAUUUCGAGAACGAGAUCAACAGCUUGAAAACGCAUUCAAUCAAAUACGUGCGUUUGAAAUUUUAGAGCAGCCAGAGAUUAUCGACCCUGAAGCUGAGGAAGAAGAAUUACCAGAGAUAGAAAUGAGCAAUGAACAAUUCCAGAGAGCACAGCAGGCUAUGAAUAUUGAUCAAAAACAAUUGUUCGUCGCCAUUACAGAGAGUAUCAAAAAUCAGCUUAACGGUGACACUAGGCGAGAGAAAAUUUUUGUAACUGGUGGAGCAGGCACCGGAAAAACUUUUCUUUUUAAUCUUUUGAAAAACCAAGUUAACCGAUGUUAUGGAAAAUCGGUUGUAAAAAUUGGUGCUCUCACUGGAGUUGCAGUACGGUUGGUCGGUGGAACUACACUACAUCGUCUGCUAAAACUACCAGUACAAAAAGAUGGAGUUAUUGUAAGCAUGCCGCUUCUAACUGGUAAUUACUUGAGAGGGAUGCGCCUAUUAUGGCAAAAUGUUGAGUUCUUGUUCAUAGAUGAAAUUUCUAUGGUACCUUAUGAGAUGCUGUGCAUGAUCGACUCUCGUUUGCGUCAACUAAAAAGCCGGGACGCUUGUUUUGGAGGCAUAAAUGUUUUACUCUUUGGUGAUCUAAUGCAGUUACCACCUGUCCGAGGACAUCAAGUAUUCCAACAACCAGAGCACAUGAAACCUGCUACACAUUUAUGGCGGCUAUUCCGCCUGGUUGAACUCAAACAAAAUAUGCGCCAACAAGGAGACACAACGUUUAUAGAUGUGCUUAACGCCCUAAGAGUUGGAGAAUUAACAUCUAAGCAUAUGGAAGUUCUUUUAAGUAAAGUGUCAACAGAUGCUACUGAUGAAUUUUCGAUCGAGAGAGCUUUGAGAAUAUAUCCAACAAAUGACCAAGUUGCUAGACACAACGAAAAAGUUCUCCAGAGUUUUGAGGAUAAAGGGACUACGAUUUAUACAAUUAAUGCACAAGACCAACUCAUCGAUGCUACACGAAAUUUAGGUAAUACAAGUUUAGACUCUGUUAUACCUAAUGAUAUCAAUAAAACAGGAGGUCUUCCUAAAGUAUUGAAAAUAUUUGUAGGAGCUAAAGUGAUGUUAAGGUCGAACAUUGAUGUGUCAAAGGGUUUAGUGAAUGGCAACAUGGGCUUCAUUACCGAAAUUAUAUGGUCUAAUUUUCGCAGGGACCAAGUAUACGCGGAAGACAUCCCGUCAGUCCGUAUUGAUUUCGGUUCAGAUAGUGUCCACGUAAUUAAGCCAAUAUCAAUACAAUUUCCAGCAAAGUACAGCUAUGGAACUGCUGAGAGACGAAUGUUACCGCUAAUCCUGAGUUGGGCAUCGACCGUUCAUAAGAUGCAAGGCUGUACAGUUGAUCAUACAGUCAUUUAUCUGGGCUCUCGGCUGUUUGCUGCGGGACAAGCAUACGUAGCACUCAGCCGAUGCAGAUCUUUGGACGGGAUUCGAAUUGAGGACCUUGAUUGCUCCAAGUUGACGGAAACAGAAGGAAGGAGAAUGUUACAUCCUGAUAAUGAUAAUACACCAAAUGAUUCAAUGAUUAUUUCACAAGUGGCCAAUUCUCAUGUCCCUCAGGAUUUUACUGUUUCAAGACUCUUGUCAACCUCUAAUCAUCAUUUAGACUGCCAUGAGGGAGCUUCCAGUGGAGGUAGAAGACCUAGAAGAAGCAGAACAACGUUUUCAGCGCAACAACUAGCUGCUCUUGAAAGAGUUUUUGAGAGAACACAUUAUCCUGAUGCUUUUGUAAGAGAAGAACUUGCGACGAGAGUAUCUUUAUCUGAAGCCAGAGUACAGGUUUGGUUUCAAAACCGAAGAGCCAAGUUUCGCAGAAAUGAAAGAAGUAGAGGUGCCUCUUCAACCCGAGAUAUUGAAACAACUUUACCGCUACGACCAAUAAGGAUAGCAUAUACUCACGAAAAUACACCAGAAACUUUACAAUCUCCUCCGCAAGUGCCUCAAUAUUCGUAUAGUGAGUACUGGAGAUCAUCACAGAAUUAUAGUUUUGUGAAUGGAAAUCUCAAUAAUGUUAGCUUUCCAUCGUAUCACCAAUCAGAAGUCCAUGGAAGUAUCGAAGGAACAUCAAUGAAUAGCUUGAGCAACCUUAGACUAAGAAGCCAUCCCUACAGCGCUAGUUAUUCAGCAAUGCACGCCAGCAUGUGACUUACUAGUACUUAUAAUGAAUUUAAAUGCUAAGAAGUGCCUAAAAAAAGGAUUCAUUUUAUUGUUCAUAAGUUGAGUAAUAAUGCCAAAGAGUUUUCUUCAACUUUCGUCAAAAUAUAUUAUAUAAUUCACAUCAAAACAAUCACAUGAUGGUUCAUUAGAUAACUCUACAACUGCAUUGUUUUUGGCUACUUUGAAUGAAACAAUAAAUUUUAUUAAUUUUUUUCUGUCAUGUUUAUGAUUUUUAAAAUAUAUAAUAGUAAAAUUUUA